Rotaria socialis is the source of this 2382-nucleotide messenger RNA. The record is from the annotation of a GenBank genome assembly. Lineage: Eukaryota; Metazoa; Rotifera; Eurotatoria; Philodinida; Philodinidae.
AUGGCAAAUACAUCAACACCAACAUCUAACACGGAAAACGUCGAUAACAUUUCAAUAUAUGGUCAAGACAAUCCAGCAUUUUUAACGGAAGAUGUUAAUGUUGAUGUAAAACAAUUUAAUAGUUUUACAAAUCAUAUCAAUAAUUUACGUGUAUCAUUUCGUAAAGAUAGUAUAACAGUUGACAUUGAUCAACCAUACGAUUCUUUAGAACGAUUUGACGACAACAGCACGCAACAAUCAUCAUAUGAAGAAGUAGCUGCGAAUGUUUCAAAUAAAGAUGAUUCAACUAUGUUGGUUUUAACAUUUCGUUCAUGGUUUCUUGGAUUAACAUUUACUUGUCUUCUAUCGUUUGUUAAUCAAUUUUUUGCAUAUAGAACAUCACCAUUAACUAUUGGCGUUCUUGUUGCUCAAUUACUUUCGCAUCUACUUGGUAAACUCAUGGCAAAAGUAUUACCGUGUAGAAAUUUUAAAAUUUUCCGAUGGAAUUUUACUCUUAAUCCAGGUCCAUUUACUGUUAAAGAACAUUGUAUUAUAACAACAAUGGCUAGUACUGCAUGUGGUACAGCUUAUGCUAUUGAUGUCAUUACCAUUCAACGGUUAUUUUAUAAGCGAACAAUACAUACUGGUAUUGGAAUUCUUUUUGUUAUAACGUCACAAAUUCUGGGCUAUGGAAUGGCUGGUAUUAUGAGAAAAUUUCUUGUUUGGCCAGGAGCUAUGAUCUGGCCAACAAAUCUUGUUAAUUGUGCACUUUUCCGUACUUUACACGACGAUAAAGAUAACGAUAAAGAAUCACGUUGGACACUAUCGCGUUUGAGAUUUUUCUUCCUAGCAUUUCUUUGUCAAUUUUUAUGGUAUUGGUUUCCUGGAUACAUUUUUCCUGUUCUAUCACUUUUCUCGUGGAUUUGUAUGAUUAAACCUGAGAAUGUUAUUCUUUCACAGCUGACUGGUAUUAAUGGAUUAGGCAUUGGUUCGAUUGAAUUGGAUUGGAAUGCAUGGGUAUCAUUUUUGGGCUCACCUAUUGUUGUACCAUUUUGGGCUCAAAUUAAUAUUCUUAUUGGUUUUGUCACUUUAGCAUGGAUAAUAACACCGAUAACAUAUUAUAGCAAUCUAUGGAAUUCGAGAGUUUUGCCUAUUGUCAGUAAUCGAGUAUUUACUGCCGAUGGAUAUAUUUAUAAUGUUUCGGCUGUACUUAAUUCGAAGUUGCGUUUAAAUGAAACUGCUUAUAAACAAUAUGGUGAAAUUCGAAUGACACCAAUUUUUGCAUUUUCCUAUGCUAUCUCAUUUGCUGCAAUAGCUGCAGUUAUUGUUCAUACUGUACUCUAUCAAGGUAAAACAAUCGUAAAACAAUUUCGAUCAUCUUUAAAAGACAAUAUUGGUGAUGUACAUGCUAAAUUAAUGUCUCGUUAUCCAGAAGCUCCAGAAUGGUGGUAUACUACUUUGUUUAUUUUGGCAUUUAUUUUGGCAGCUAUUGUUUGUUAUUAUGGUGAAUUAAUGCCAUGGCAUUAUCUUUUUGUUGCUGUUUCUAUUGCAUUUAUUUUUCUCUUACCAACGGGUAUUGUUCAAGCUGUAACAAAUCAAUCGAUUGGCCUGAAUGUUAUCACUGAAUUUGUAGCUGGUAUUGUGAUACCCGGCGAUCCAUUAGCAAAUGUUACAUUCAAAACCUAUGGAUAUAUUACUCAAUAUCAGGCGUUAUUACUUAUUUCUGAUUUAAAAUUAGGUCAUUAUAUGAAAAUUCCUCCACGUGCAAUGUUUAUUACUCAAUUGAUAGGUACAAUUCUUGCAGGCAUUGUAAAUUUUCUUACAGCUAAUUACCUGAUGAACAGUAUUCCGCAUAUUUGUACUCGAGAAAAUCCACGUUGGACAUGUCCAAAUGCAAAUACAUUUUUUAGUGCAUCAAUUAUUUGGGGAGCUAUUGGUCCAAUAAAAAUGUUCGGUAAAGGAUCGAUUUACUCAUAUCUUCUUUACGGUUUUCUUAUCGGCGCUAUUCUUCCAAUAAUAACAUGGAGUCUAACGAAAAAAUAUCCAAAUAUAAAAUGGCUUAAACAUAUUCACUUUCCUAUUAUGUUAUCAGCUACAGCUAUAAUGCCGCCUGCUCCACCGGGCAAUUAUCCGUCAUGGUUAUUAGUUGGUUUUAUAUUUAAUUUUAUUCUUGCUCGUUAUGCGCAUACAUGGUGGAAACGAUAUGCAUAUGUAUUCUCGGCUGCUAUGGAUAGUGGUGUUGCCGUUGGUGUUAUAAUUAUCUUUUUUAUAUUACAAAAUAAUAAAAUAGAAUUUCCAACAUGGUGGGGAACUGGUGGAUACUCAGGAGAUGGAUGUCCGCUUUCACAUGCAAAUUACUAUGGAAUUAUACCAAGAGAACGACCGACAAUAGAUGUUAAUUGA